Molecule: messenger RNA, 420 nt
Organism: Lactuca virosa
Lineage: Eukaryota; Viridiplantae; Streptophyta; Magnoliopsida; Asterales; Asteraceae
Source: the annotation of a GenBank genome assembly
AUGGUGUUUUCUGUUCAUGUUAAAGAGGUUCCCGAUUGGACGCCUUCUUUUAAUUUUAGGUUCUCUAAAGUUGGGAAUGACGAAAGUGAUGUUCAUGGUUAUUGUGAAGACGAUGGAAGUUAUCAUUCAUUGCAAGAUAAGGAUGAAUAUUCAUCUGAACCUUUUGGUAUUUAUAAUACAGUGCAAAAAAUGAAACAAGAUGAGGCAAAGACGAAAGGAAAUAUCGGUUUUAGUGGAUGGGGUAGUGGUAAGGGUCAUAAGAAUAGGAAGAGGGGAUGUUUGGAAGUAAUUUUCAUGUUGAAAGAGUGGAGCAACAACCCCAAACAACAACUUCUAAAUCUUCCACUAUUCCAUCAGAAGUCCCUACGCCUACAACAACUCUUCCAGCUGUUGUUGUGUCUCCGCCACCUGCUGACGUGA